This is a messenger RNA of Knipowitschia caucasica, 315 nucleotides long. The record is from the annotation of a GenBank genome assembly. Lineage: Eukaryota; Metazoa; Chordata; Actinopteri; Gobiiformes; Gobiidae.
AUGAGCUCCUGCACCACCUGCACUCUGGCGCAUCUUCCGGACCAGUUGCCUGGAAGAACAGGAAACAUAGUCUAUCUGGCUCUACCUCCUCGGUCUCAUCACCUAGCCCUGCACCAAUUCUCGAAACAAAACCUCCAGCCGCCUGUCCUAUCCCAGCCACCGUCCUGUGAAACCAGUCCGUCCAAUUUAGUUGUCUCUCCGUACGUCAGUCACCAGUACGUCAGGAUUUCGGUUUUGGCCAUCCGGGACUAUCCGGUCAGCCCUACUCUGUCCAGUCAGGUCAGUGUCUGCCUGAUCAUUCUGAUUGUCCGCUAG